Messenger RNA from Cuscuta campestris, 1202 nucleotides. NCBI's taxonomy places the organism in Eukaryota, Viridiplantae, Streptophyta, Magnoliopsida, Solanales, Convolvulaceae. The record is from the annotation of a GenBank genome assembly.
CCAACGCGACGAAAUGCUACCAAUGGUUCUCCUGCUUGGCGGGAGAACUCGAGCAGAAUAUCAUAAACUUGGUUCGGGCGGCUUUAAAAGUCAGCCUGAACCAAGCCCAAUUCGCCACCAACUUGAUCUCGAGUUACUACAACCAUUCCCACAAAAAUGCCAAGAUCGGCGAGCGGGCCAGGGGCGCGCUCGGUGAUUGCAUGGAAAAUCUCCAGGACUCCAUGGACUGGAUGAAGAGCUCGAUCGAUCAGGUGAACGAGCUCUACCCGCCCGGGGACCCGUCGGAGUUUCGGUUCAACAUUAGCAACAUCCAGACGUGGCUCAGUACGGCAGAGACGGAUCAAUCCACUUGUACCGAUGGGUUCGAUGAAAUCGUGAACGCAUUGAAGACGACGACGACGAAGAAUGCGGUGGCCAUAUUGGUCCUCAGCUCCGCCGUUAAGGCGUGUGUCACGCCGGUUGCGGACGUGACCGACCUUACCCUGGCUUUGGUCAAUUCUAUUCCUUGUAGACAACUGGGCCAAUUUGUAUCUAACCGAUUGACUAGGGGUGAGCGUGGUAAAACUUGUGGUAUUACUAUUCCAUUCACCCCACUAAUUAUCAUCAUCUUCCUCAUUUCUUCCGCCGCCAGUUCCGACGACAUUGGUUUCAUCGACAAAACGUGCAAAGAUCUACUGCACCGGAGCGUAGACUUCACGAGUUGCAAGAAAUGGUUACUUCCCCUCGCCGGAGGACUCGUGCCCAAAAACAACCGGGAGCUCUUUAAGGCGGCGUUGCAGCUCACCAUAAGCAAAACCACUUCCACCGCCACUAACAUCGCGCAGUACAUUUCCGCCACCAACGCGCCGGCAGGGGGUGCGCUCCGCGACUGCAUGGACAACCUGAAGGAUGCCAAGGCGGAGAUGGCGAGAUCGGCGGAGGAGAUGAAACGCCUUCCCGGCGGCGGCCAAUCGGCGCUUGGUAUUAUUAGCGACAUCCAGACGUGGCUGAGCUCGGCGGUGACGGACGAGGCGACGUGUUUGGACGGGUUAAAAGAAGCCGGGAAGAAGGUGGACGCCGCCGUGAACGCCACCGUGCAGGCAAUGGUGGCGCCGGCGGUGGAGGUGACGCACAUUACGCUGGCUUUGUUCAAUCAGUUUGCUAAUAUCACUAAUCCGUGAUUUACUCUUUAUCUUUUUUAAAGCAAUUACUAUAGUAUUACC